CUGUUAUAUAGGCGCUGCUCUUCCUGUAAAGGUUUCAGUGAAAAUGAAACUAAAGAAGUGGCUCUGAAACAUUUUUUUCUCUUGGAACAACAAGAUUUUUAUUUCGGCAGUCUGAGAUCACAGCUGACACUCACAGCCUCAAGAAGAGAAAAGCAAUGGCAGAAUCUUUAUCAAAACCAGCUGAGACCAGGAGACAAAGUCACCCUUCGACGACUCUUUCAGAGGAGCUUAAGUGCUCGAUCUGUCUGGAUGUGUUCACUGAUCCAGUCAGCACUCCAUGUGGACACAACUUCUGUAAGAGCUGCCUGAACCAGUGCUGGAACAACAGUCAGACCUACAACUGUCCGUUCUGUAAAGAAGCGUUCAGUAAAAGACCAGAGCUGAAGAUCAACACUGCUCUCAGACAGGUUGUGCAGCUCUUUAAGGAAAAGCCUGGUCUGACUAAACCUGAGGUUCUCUGUGACAUCUGUGAUGAUAUAAAGCUGAAAGCCUUGAAGAUGUGUCUGGUGUGUCAAAAUUAUUACUGUCAAACUCACCUGGAGCCUCAUCACAGAGUCCAAAAUUUAAAGAAACACAAACUGAUCGAUCCUGUUGAGAAUCGUGAGGACUAUAUAUGUCAGAAACACGAGAAACCUCUGGAGCUGUUCUGCAGAGAUGAUCAGACGUGUGUGUGCUUGCUCUGUGCUGUAACAAACCACAGGAAUCAUAACACUGUAGCUGUAGAAGAGGAGAGCGGAGAGAGAAGGCCUCAGCUGAUGAAGAUGCAGACGGACGUGCGGCGGAUGAUCCCGGACAGAAUAAAGAAAAUACAAAGCAUCAAGCAAUUAGCAAAACUCAGAAAAGUGAGAAUCAUCAGAGAGAAAGCAGAGAGUAUGGAGCUCUUCACUAAUCUGCUGCGCUGCAUCGAGAGAUGUCAGUCUGAGCUGCUGGAGAUGAUGGAGCAGAAGCAGAAAGCAGCAGAGAAGCAGGCUGAGGAGCUGAUUAAAGAGCUGGAGCAGGAGAUCACUGAGCUGAAGAGGAGAGACACUGAGCUGGAGCAGCUCUCACACACUGAGGAUCACCUGCACCUCCUACAGAUUUACCCAUCGCUGAGCAGACCUCCACACACCAGCAGCUCCACUGACAUCAGUUUUAGUGACACUCAGCUCAGUGUGGCGACCCUGAGGAAAACUCUGAUACAGCUGCAGGAGACUCUACAUGAGAAACUCAGUAAAACUGUACAACUGAAGAGGAUGCAACAGCACGCAGUGAAUGUGACUCUUGAUCCUGAUACAGCUAAUGCAAAACUCAUCCUGUCUGAUGAUGGAAAACAAGUCACAUGUGGAGACAUUAAGCUUAAAAUCCCAGACAACCCAAAGCGGUUUGACACUUGUUGCUCUGUCCUGGCGAAAGAAGGUUUCAGCUCAGGAAGAUUUUAUUUUGAGGUGCAGGUAAAGAGAAAGUCAGAGUGGGAUUUAGGAGUGGUCAGAGAAUUCUUUAACAGGAAGGGAAUGAUCACAGCAGGUCCUGAGUUUGGUCACUGGAUUAUAGUUCUGAGAGAUGAGAAUCACUAUAUGGCUUGUGAGUCUAUUCCUGUCUCUCUGUCUCUGAGAGUGAAGCCUCAGGUUGUGGGUGUGUUUGUGGAUUACGAGGAGGGUCUGGUCUCCUUUUAUGAUGUGGAAUCUAAAUCUCAUAUUUAUUCUUUCACUGGUCUGUCUUUCACUGAGAAACUCUUCCCAUACUUUAGCCCCGGUGAUAAAGACAAAGGUAAAACUGCAGCACCACUGAUCAUCUCACAUGUCAAACAAAAUAAAUGAAUUUACACCAUGAAUAGAAAUAUAAAAAUAAUGUAGUUUUAGUGCUACGAAUACUUGCUGUUGUUAAAUGAUGAAAUGUCUUUUUUUUCAUUUGGAAAGGUUUUCCAGUGUACAUUUUUCAUGUUUUCUCCAAAGCUUCAAAAAUAUUUCCUCAAGCUAUCUGCUUUUUGUUGCUGUAUCUGUGAAAGUGAAAUUAGUUCUAAAGUCCUCUGUUCACUAGAAAUGAACGGACCAUCAUGGGAAAAACAGGAAGGACAUUUUAACAGGCAGCAUAUUUAAUAUGAUGAGAUCUUCAUGUACGGUCUUAAUAUUCUUGAAAUUUCUUUAAAUAAACGCAUUUUAUUUCACCUGGUAAUAAA
This is a messenger RNA of Puntigrus tetrazona (Sumatra barb), 2155 nucleotides long. RefSeq names its product E3 ubiquitin-protein ligase TRIM39-like. The record is from RefSeq and is a predicted model, not a curated record. Gene Ontology annotation, molecular function: ubiquitin-protein transferase activity; protein binding; zinc ion binding. Gene Ontology annotation, biological process: protein ubiquitination. NCBI's taxonomy places the organism in Eukaryota, Metazoa, Chordata, Actinopteri, Cypriniformes, Cyprinidae. The transcript has 8 exons. The coding region runs from base 156 to 1796 and encodes 546 amino acids.